Messenger RNA from Aethina tumida (small hive beetle), 3507 nucleotides. RefSeq names its product transient receptor potential protein (gene trp). The transcript is spliced from 20 exons. The record is from RefSeq and is a predicted model, not a curated record. Bases 47 to 3289 code for a protein of 1080 amino acids. Gene Ontology annotation, cellular component: membrane; cation channel complex. Gene Ontology annotation, molecular function: store-operated calcium channel activity; protein binding; inositol 1,4,5 trisphosphate binding. NCBI's taxonomy places the organism in Eukaryota, Metazoa, Arthropoda, Insecta, Coleoptera, Nitidulidae. Gene Ontology annotation, biological process: manganese ion transport; regulation of cytosolic calcium ion concentration; calcium ion transmembrane transport.
UAUUGGUGUCCUUUGACAAUUUGUGAAGUGCAGGUCAAUUUUGAUAAUGAAGCUGACCCAAUCUAAACAGCAAUUAAUUUCAAAUAGUGUCGAUGACGUCGAUCCAAGAAGUCGCUCUAACGAUCCACUUGAUAGGCCUUUGUCGCAGAUCGAAAAAACUUUUUUACUGUCAGCCGAACGUGGAGACUGUCCCACCGUCAAAAGGAUAAUUAAUAGAUACAGAGACGUACCAGACGAAUUCGACAUUAAUUGCGUCGAUCCACUAAACAGGUCCGCUUUAGUUUCCGCUAUUGAAAACGAAAAUAUCGACCUUAUUAAAUUAUUGCUCGAAGAAAACAUCGAAGUGAAGGAUGGAUUGUUACACGCCAUCAAAGAAGAGUACGUCGAAGCUGUGGAAGUUCUUCUACAAUGGGAGGAAGAAAACUUCGUUCCAGGUCAACCAUACAGUUGGGAGAAAGUAGACAGAUCAUCAUCAGCAUUCACAGCUGACAUAACUCCAUUGAUAUUAGCGGCACACAGAAACAAUUACGAGAUCAUAAAAAUCCUGUUGGAUCGAGGUGCUACUUUGCCAAUGCCUCAUGACGUUAGAUGUGGCUGUGAUGAAUGUGUGCACAGCAACUGCCAAGACUCCCUACGCCAUUCACAAGCAAGAAUCAACGCUUACAAGGCUUUAACAGCUCCAUCACUCAUUGCUUUAUCUUCUAGUGAUCCGCUUCUGACCGCUUUCGAACUGUCGAGAGAUCUUAGAAGGCUCAGCAGACUUGAAACUGAAUUCAGAGCCGAAUACAACGAGAUGAAAGAGGUGGUACAAAAUUUCGCCACUGCUUUAGUAGACCAUUCUAGAACAUCGUACGAAUUGGAAAUUAUAUUAAAUUAUGAUCCUGAAGGAGAUAUUUGGCAUCCUGGUGAACGACAAACCCUUGGCAGACUGAAACUCGCCAUUAAAUACAAACAGAAACAAUUCAUAGCUCAUCCAAGCGUCCAACAACUUUUAGCAGCGAUUUGGUACGAAGGUUUACCAGGAUUCAGAAGGAAAAACAUGGCGUCACAGUUAAUAUCGGUUGUUAAAUUGGGAGUGAUGUUUCCGGUGUAUUGCUCAAUUUAUAUGCUGGCACCGACAUCCAAGAUGGGAUUAUUUAUGAAAAAACCAUUCGUGAAGUUCAUUUGCCAUUCAAUGUCUUACGCUUUCUUCUUAAUGUUGUUGGGUGCUGCUUCACAACGAAUAGAAAUAUUGGCUUUGGAAUUAUUUGGGACAGAAUGGGUGCAAGAUAUGGUGAAAGAAUGGAAACGAAAAGAACGAGGGGCGUUUUUCGGAAUUGCUGAAUGUGGGGUGAUAAUUUAUGUAAUAGGUUUGGUUUGGCACGAAAUUAGAGCCCUUUGGACUGAAGGUCUGGAAGAGUACAUUUCUGAUCUGUGGAAUAUUGUAGAUUUUAUAACUAAUAUGUUUUAUGUUUUAUGGUUUGCACUGAGGACCGUUUCUUGGUUUUUAACAUGGAGUGAUGAGUAUUUUAGGAAUAAAGAUCCCUAUUAUCCAAGAGAAAUGUGGGACUCUUUUGAACCAAUGUUGAUAUCUGAAGGUGCUUUUGCUGCUGGUAUGAUUUUCAGCUUUUUGAAACUGGUUCACAUAUUCAGCGUAAACCCCCACUUGGGACCACUACAAAUAUCCCUCGGCCGAAUGAUUAUCGACAUCGUCAAGUUUUUCUUUAUUUACUCGUUAGUGUUAUUUGCGUUCGGUUGUGGUUUGAAUCAACUACUGUGGUACUACGCAGAAUUGGAAAAGAACAAAUGUUACAAUUUGCCGAACGGUUUACCGGAUUUUGAUAACAAUGAUAAAGCUUGCACUAUUUGGAGGAGAUACGCAAAUUUAUUUGAAACGUCUCAAUCGUUGUUUUGGGCAAGUUUUGGCCUUGUGGACUUGGUGUCUUUUGAACUGACUGGAAUAAAAGGCUUCACCAGAUUUUGGGCUUUGUUAAUGUUCGGAUCAUAUUCAGUAAUCAACGUUAUUGUUUUACUCAACAUGCUCAUUGCUAUGAUGUCCAACUCUUAUCAAAUUAUAUCAGAAAGAUCUGACACCGAAUGGAAGUUUGCAAGAAGUCGCCUGUGGAUAAGUUACUUUGACGACGGAGACACAUUACCACCACCGUUUAACAUAAUACCACCUCCCAAAGUCUUCCUAAGAUCAAUCGGCGUGAACAAAAAACCCCACGAGACCAAAAGCUUCAGGGAUAAAUCCAAAGAGCAAGCGAGAGAACGUCAUGAAACUGUGAUGAAACUGCUCGUCAGAAGAUACGUGACGGCCGAACAAAGAAAACGGGACGAUUAUGGAGUAACUGAAGACGACGUAAUGGAAAUACGACAAGACAUUUCGAGUUUACGAUACGAGUUGAUUCAUAUCCUUCACAAUAACGGCAUGAAAACACCUCAAAUCGAUUUAAGCGAAUGUCAAGUUUCCGGUAAGAAGGGUAAAGAAAUGGAACGGAGAAUAUUAAAAGAUUUCCACAUAGGAAUAGUGGAAAAUCUCUUCUCGGACUUGAAAUUGGGUGCGACCGAACCGCAAAGCGUUUUCGGCCACAUCGCCAAAGUCAUUGGCAGAAAAACCACCCUUAAACCCAAAAAGAAGGAUUGGAACGCUUUAGUGCGCAAGAACUCGCUGAAAAACGAUCCGAUUGGAACCAAACAGGAAGCGGAUCUUCACAUAUUGAGGAGGCAAAGUUUAAGAGAUCACAUUCUGACGAACGUUCAGACUCCGGUUAAUCUCGACGACAAUAAACUCUUGGAGUACAAUCCGAAAUUGUCGGAGGUUCCACGUGGCGCCAGAGUAGCCUACGCCAAAUUUAUGACGAAGAAGUUGCACGAAGAUUAUAUUAAAGAAGGUGAAGAAGAGGAGAAAAUGCAAGAAGCUGUCUCGUUAAAUCUGGAUGCUCAAAAGACUGAUUCACCAGAAAUAGAAACUACAGAAAAAUCAAUGGAACCAGUGAAACCGGUGGAAUCCGUGGAACUCGAAUCACCGUCAUCAGAUUGUUUUGAUUAUAAGGCACUGGAAGGACACAGUUCUUCUACCGAACCAAUUCUUUCGUGUUUGUCGCCUGUCCCGGAGGAUGACAAAUCUAUCGUACCAUCCGAAGACAGCGUUCCAUGUUUGACUCCGAUUCCAGUGGAAAUUAGCGAACCAGAAAUCUUCGAAAAAAUUGAAGAACAUACAGAAAUAAAAGAGGAACCCCCUGAAGAAAUUCCUGCGCCGAAACGUGUACCAAAAAAAUAUGGACAAUACCAGCCUGAAUGGAUUUAACAAAAAAAACUGUAUAUAUAAACGCCUAAAAUAUAUGUACUUAACAUAGUUAGUAUUUUUAGAAGGAAAUAUGAGAUAUUACCAGUAAAUUUUAAUAUAUGAACUAGCUUUUAUUUGUUUAUUUAGUUUUUCAGAGUCAUACGCUCGUAAAACAAUUUUGAAUGUUAUUCUUUGACAUUUAAUAGUUUAGGUGCCCGAUUUAUAAACAAUACACUUUG